AUUGCCUUUAUAUAGUAUUCCUAUAUGGAAGAAUUGUAGAAGAAUACAUCAACUUUCCAAGAUUUAAUCUUGUAUAAAUAAUAUAAGCGUGUUGAGCAUAUUGUUUUGUGGCACUUUUAUGCUUGACCUUUUAAAGUUGCUUGUUAGGGCAGAUAUUCCAUUUGCAUAACCCUAAACCCCUAAUCCCUCUAUUUCCUCAGUCACGACCUAAUCCGAUUCAAGCAAAGCAUCGGCGACGACGACCAUCCGGAUCUCAUAACCCCCAACACUUAUUUACAGGACCAAAGAAGGCCGAAAAAGUAAGAUUCGGGAAUACACUCGCCAAAAACUACAAUGGCCGACACCGCCGCACCAGAGAUAAAGCCCGCCGCACCAGAGAUAAAGCGGUCAUGGGGUGAAGAAGCUGAAGAAGAACCGGAUGUUCCUUCAACCUCCGAUGACAAAGUCGGCUCAUCCCUCGAGAUCGACUCCUUGGUGAUCGACGACUCGAAGAAAGUGAACAAGUUCCUCGAGGAACCCGAGGAUUCCAAUAUCAAAGCCGUCACGACCGGCGAUACAAUGUAUUCGUCUGCAAAGAAGUUCGAGGACUUGAAUCUAUCGCCAGAAUUGUUGAAAGGUUUAUAUGUGGGGAUGCAGUUCGAGAGGCCAAGCAAGAUUCAAGCCAUCAGUCUGCCGAUGAUUCUCACCCCGCCUUACAAGAACCUGAUCGCUCAGGCACACAAUGGUUCUGGUAAAACCACUUGUUUCGUGCUCGGCAUGCUCAGCCGUAUAGAUGCGAAGCUUAAUGCUCCCCAGGCGCUUUGCAUAUGCCCUACCAGAGAAUUGGCCAUUCAGAACAUGGAAGUUCUUCAGAAGAUGGGAAAGUUCACAGGAAUUACUGCCGAAUGUGCUGUGCCAAUGGAUAGCUCUAAUUAUAUUCCAAUUAAGAAGCGCGCACCAGUGACGGCGCAAGUGGUGAUUGGCACGCCUGGAACUAUAAAUAAAUGGGUGGAGGCAAAAAAAUUGGGCAUGAGUUAUAUGAAGAUUCUUGUUUUUGAUGAGGCUGACCACAUGUUGGCUGAGACUGGCUUUAAAGACGACUCCUUGAGGAUUAUGAAGGCGAUUGUUAGAUGCAAUUCUGACUGCCAGGUGCUUUUGUUUUCUGCAACUUUUGAUGAUGCUGUCAGAAAUUUUGUAUCAAAAAUUGUUAAAGAUCUCUUCAAGAAAGAUUACAAUCAAAUGUUUGUGAACAAAGAAGAGCUGUCCUUGGAGUCUGUGAAGCAGUACAAGGUGAACUGUCCCGAUGAACUUUCAAAGAUAAAGGUAAUUAAAGACAGAAUUUUUGAAUUGGGAAAUAAGGUGGGGCAGAGAAUUAUUUUUGUUCGCACAAGAAAUAGCGCGAGCAUGUUGCAUCAAGCACUUGUGGAAUAUGGCUAUGAGGUGACUACCAUUCAAGGUGCUCUUAAGCAAGAUGACAGAGACAAGAUAAUCAAGGAAUUUAAAAAGGGACUGACUCAAGUUCUUAUUUCAACUGACCUCCUCGCCCGGGGUUUUGAUCAAGCAGAGGUUAAUCUGGUUGUCAAUUAUGAUCUUCCCGUGAAGUACGAAACUCCAUCGGAGCCUGACUAUGAGGUAUACUUGCAUCGGAUUGGCAGGGCAGGACGUUUCGGCCGCAAGGGAGCCGUAUUCAACUUGUUGUGCUUUGAUAGAGAUGUUAUGCUAAUGGAGAAGAUAGAGAAGCACUUUAACACCCAUGUGGAAGAGGUCCCGUCCUGGAACAGCGAGGAGGAUUUUGAGGCUGCUUUAAAAAAAGCUGGUCUCUUUUAAAGAUUUGUGUGUUAUUGGGAAAGAUUAUUCUUCCAAACAACAUGUGGUUUUGGUUAUCUGGUACUGUUGGAUAUUCGGUUAUCUGGUACGUUGGAUAUAAAUAUCAGCCCCCAAAUCAGUUUUUGGAUGUUGAUUUUGGGUUUAAACAGAUGAUUGAUCUUGUUGUAUAGCAAUUUGAAGUCGAUGUUAUGUGGUUUAUUUGUGGACUA
Messenger RNA from Cornus florida, 2015 nucleotides. Its product is annotated as DEAD-box ATP-dependent RNA helicase 38. The record is from RefSeq and is a predicted model, not a curated record. Gene Ontology annotation, biological process: poly(A)+ mRNA export from nucleus. Gene Ontology annotation, molecular function: RNA binding; ATP binding; RNA helicase activity. NCBI's taxonomy places the organism in Eukaryota, Viridiplantae, Streptophyta, Magnoliopsida, Cornales, Cornaceae. The transcript is spliced from 8 exons. Gene Ontology annotation, cellular component: cytoplasmic stress granule; nucleus. The coding region runs from base 334 to 1806 and encodes 490 amino acids.